UAAAAGCAUGGUUAUUGAUUCGUUAAUGGCGGAAAGAGGAGUGACCAAGAUCAAGUUGAUCUUGGGCUUCAUUGUUGUACUUUAUACAUCAAUAACUUGUAUCCAUGCUGUAAAUAGUACGCUAUCUGCAAACCAAACCAUUAGAUACAAUGAAACCAUCGUUUCGCCACAAGAAACCUUCGAACUUGGUUUCUUUAGCCCCGACAACUCCACGAACCAUUAUGUCGGAAUUUGGUACAAGAAAAGAUCCUACCGAACCGUUGUAUGGGUGGCCAAUCGAAACGCACCACUUACACAUACCUCCGUUGAGUUAACUCUAACCCUUCAGGGAAUAUUAAAUAUUCGGGAUGCCACCACAGGCAAUGUCCUAUGGUCGUCCGUAAACUCAUCAAGAACAUCGGUGAGGAAUCCGAUUAGUCAGCUUCUAGAAACAGGCAACUUUAUAAUUUACGAGGAAGGUGAUCAAGAAAAUCCCAUAUGGCAAAGUUUCGACUUUCCCACGGAUACUUUACUUUCCGGAAUGAAGUUUGGCCGAAAUUUGGUUACCGGGUUUGAAAGGCGUCUCACGUCAUGGAAAUCCGAAGAAGAUCCUGAAUCCGGUGAGUUCUCUUAUAGGAUUGAUACAAGAGGUUAUCCUCAGGUGAUCAUAACUGAUGGCCCGAACAUAACGUUCCGGGGAGGUCCCUGGAAUGGACUCAGGUAUUCGGGAUACCCGAAUUUUGGAGCGAACCCGGUUUACAACUUCAUCUUUGUUAUUAAUCAAAAAGAAAUUUACUACCAGUAUCAUCUUAUAGAUACUUCGGUUUUGUCACGUCUGGUUGUACAGCCAGAUGGUCGUGUAAAGCGCCUUUUAUGGACUGAUAGCAAACAAGAAUGGAACCUUUAUCAGGCCGUAGAAAUUGAUCAGUGUGAUCAAUACGCUUUAUGCGGGCCAUUUGGAAGGUGCAACAUUAACGGUGCCCCGGUUUGUGAAUGCUUGAAGGGGUUUGAACCCACAGUUCCUGAUCAGUGGAGGAAUGCAGAUUGGUCACAAGGGUGUCGACGUACUAUCCCUUUGGAUUGUGGACCAGGGGAAGGGUUCAAUAAAUAUUCUAACUUGAAGUUACCCGACACUAAGGCGUCAUGGUAUAACCAGACCUUGACCCUUGUGGACUGUGAGAAGAUGUGUAAAAGCAAUUGUUCGUGUACCGCUUACACAAAUUCGAAUAUCUCAGGGACUGGGAGUGGUUGCUUGCUAUGGUUCGGUGGCCUGAUUGAUGUCCGAACGUUUUCUGAAAAUGGGGACACUCUUUAUAUACGAAUGCCAGCUUCAGAGUUAGACUCGAUAGAAAACAGGAACAACUCAAGUAAAGGAAUAAGAGUAGGAGUAAUGGUGAUCAUAGCGAUUGUGGUUUCCGUCAUCUUAGUUUCAAUAUGCUUAUUUUAUCGUUCUAAAAGGAAGAAGCAAUAUCAACAAGUGAGCAUUAUCAGUUCAUUUAAAAGACUUAUCUACUUCACAGGGAUGGCCCAAAACGAGCUUGAACAUAAUGCUGAAAAUAGAAGUGUUGAUGAAGAUCUAGAUCUGCCACUGUUUGGCUUGUCUACAUUACUUAAAGCGACAAACCACUUUUCGUACAACAACAAACUUGGAGAGGGUGGUUUUGGCCCCGUUUACAAGGGUGUACUUGAAGACGGAAAAGAAAUAGCAGUGAAACGGCUAGCUAAGACAUCCACUCAAGGACUUCAGGAAUUUAAGAAUGAGGUCAUUUCAAUAUCUAAAUUACAACAUCGCAAUCUUGUCAAGCUUUUGGGGUGUUGCAUAGAGGAAGCUGAAAAGAUGCUAAUUUAUGAAUACAUGCCAAACAGAGGCCUCGAUUCCUUUAUAUUUGAUAAAUCUCAAAGUGAGCUCCUUGAUUGGCCUACACGUUAUCACAUUAUCAAUGGAGUUGCCCGUGGACUUCUUUAUAUUCACCAAGAUUCUCGGCUUACAAUCAUACAUAGAGAUCUGAAGGUGAGCAAUAUUUUGCUCGACACAGAUAUGAACCCUAAGAUAUCAGAUUUUGGCAUGGCUAGAACUUUUGGAGGAAAGCAGCUUGAAGCAAACACCAAUAGAGUGGUUGGAACAUAUGGCUACAUGGCGCCAGAGUAUGCAGGAGAUGGUACCUUUUCGACAAAAUCAGACGUGUAUAGCUUUGGCGUAGUAGUGCUGGAAAUUGUGUGUGGGGAAAAAAACAGAGGAUUCGUCCAUGAAAAACACGGCAACAAUCUUAUUGGACAUGCGUGGGGACUCCAUAAUGAAGGUAGAUCAUUAGAAUUAGUUGCUAAGUGCCUACGUGAAUCAAUCAACGUGUCUCAGGUUCUACGAUCAAUCCAUGUUGGUUUGUUGUGCGUUCAACGUCACCCAGAAGAUAGACCGAGUAUGACUUCCGUGAUCUUGAUGUUGGGGAGUGCAGGUCCAUUGCCUACACCCAAAGAACCCGGUUUUUACGUUGGUGAAUCUAUUCAAGAUCCUACACAAUCUUCAAGCUCGUAUGGACUAAGUUCGAACAACGAACUAAGCAUUACAAUGCUGUUUGGUAGAUGAUAGAAAUGAAAAAUGGAACCAAAAUUAUGUUAUUAUAUAUUGUUUUUCAUAUAUGUUAGAUGAUCAUACGAGUCUUUUAAUAAGUAUAGAUAUUACAAAGAAUAGAUGAUAAUGAAACUA
Molecule: messenger RNA, 2683 nt
Organism: Helianthus annuus (common sunflower)
Lineage: Eukaryota; Viridiplantae; Streptophyta; Magnoliopsida; Asterales; Asteraceae
Product: G-type lectin S-receptor-like serine/threonine-protein kinase At4g27290
Exons: 7
Coding region: 8-2563 (851 amino acids)
Biological process (GO): protein phosphorylation; recognition of pollen
Molecular function (GO): protein serine/threonine kinase activity; ATP binding
Source: RefSeq, a predicted model, not a curated record